This is a messenger RNA of Verticillium dahliae VdLs.17, 447 nucleotides long. RefSeq lists its product as uncharacterized. The transcript has a single exon. NCBI's taxonomy places the organism in Eukaryota, Fungi, Ascomycota, Sordariomycetes, Glomerellales, Plectosphaerellaceae. The coding region runs from base 1 to 447 and encodes 148 amino acids. The record is from RefSeq and is a predicted model, not a curated record.
AUGCGGUCGAGUAGCGGGGUCAGUGGAGCCCGCGGAUCUCCCACCGGCGGCUCUUGCGUCAUUGAGACAGACCCCACCCUUGACCUCACCUCAUCUCUUUCGCGCCUUGUGCAGCUUGAGCUCGACCUCUGCCUCCAGCCUGGCGUCUACCUUGGAGCCUGGCUUGCCUGGCCUCUCGUACCAAGUACCAAGACGUCUUGGCUUUCCGUCUACGACACGUACCGAAAUGACACAGAAGAUGGAUCCCCGAGCCUCGUGUGCGGGGAACAGAACUGGUCCGUCGACGCGCGGCUGGCGUGUACAGGCCCCUCUUUGAUUCUGGCUCUGGCUCUGGCUCUGGCUCUGGCUCUGGCUCUGGCUCUGGCUCUGGCUCUGGCUCUGGCUCUGGCCAUGCUGUCUCAUCCGAUUCUGCCCUCAUCUCCAAGAAAGGAAGGCCUCUCCACUUAG